Messenger RNA from Colius striatus (speckled mousebird), 6112 nucleotides. RefSeq names its product amyloid beta precursor protein binding family B member 2 (gene APBB2). Bases 326 to 2617 code for a protein of 763 amino acids. The record is from RefSeq and is a predicted model, not a curated record. Gene Ontology annotation, cellular component: nucleus; cytoplasm. Gene Ontology annotation, molecular function: amyloid-beta binding; transcription factor binding. Gene Ontology annotation, biological process: regulation of DNA-templated transcription. The transcript has 16 exons. Lineage: Eukaryota; Metazoa; Chordata; Aves; Coliiformes; Coliidae.
GCGGGCUGGGAAGCGUUUCCGGAAGGCUGGCCGCAUCCCACAGCGGGCUACGGGCGCCUCCGGGGCGGACGGUGAGGUGCGGCGCGGCGCGGAGCGGAACGGAACGGAACGGAACGGAACGGAACAGAACAGAAUAGAAUAGAGCGGAGCGGAGCGCCGGGCAGCUUGUCUGAUUUCUGCAGCAAUCUGAAAGGGUGCUGGUGUCCAGGACUCCAAGACUUGGUACUCUGUUACAUAUUUUUCACCAACGAGCUGGGGAAAUUCAGCGUUUGGACCUGCACUCUGAGAGCAACUGACAGCGUGCGGUAAUGUGCUGACUGGCACUAUGGGCAGGCGGUACCCGGGGGCUCACUAUCGGCCAAGCAGCUCAUUCGAUUCCGGUGUGGACGCGUUGGCAGUGUUUAUGGCAAGCGGCAGCACGACGGACGUUGUGAACCGCAACAGCCCCGCCACGCCACCAAACACACUCAACCUCCGCUCCUCUCACAAUGAACUUCUGAACGCAGAGAUCAGGCACACGGAGACCAAGAACAGCACUCCCCCAAAAUGCAGGAAAAAAUACGCGCUGACUAACAUUCAGACAGCCAUGGGGCUUUCCGAUCCAGCAGCGCAGCCCCUUCUGGGGAACAGCUCUGCCAAUAUAAAGCUGGUGAAGAAUGGGGAAAACCAGCUCAGGAAAGCUGCUGAGCAGGGACAGCAGGAUCCCAACAAAAACCUCAGUACCACUGCGGGCAUAAAUGUAACUUCUGAGAAGUUUGAAGGCAAAGAGCUGAUCCCGCAGGAUUCCUCUGGCUGUGAAAUAUUACCCUCGCAGCCGAGGAGAACCAAGAGCUUCCUGAAUUACUAUGCAGAUCUGGAGACAUCUGCUAGAGAGCUAGAGCAGAGUUUUGUUGUGAUGGAAGAUAAAUCUGCACAAAGCAACAGCCAGGCUUCUACUGUUAUUGUCAAUGGGGAAGUUCUGCCCCGGCAGCAAAAUAAGGUGUCGAGCCCAGAGGAUGGCCAAGGUGCCACUGUGUCAUCGAGCCCCGAGACUAAGAAGGACCACCCAAAAACUGGGGCCAAAACAGAUUGCGCUCUCCACAGGAUUCAAAACCUGGCUCCAAGUGAUGAGGACUCCAGCUGGACUACGCUGUCCCAGGACAGUGCCUCGCCGAGCUCGCCUGAUGAAACAGCAGAUAUCUGGAGUGAUCAUUCAUUUCAGACAGACCCAGAUUUACCACCUGGCUGGAAAAAAAUCAAUGACAUUGCUGGGAUCUACUACUGGCACAUACCAACAGGAACAACUCAAUGGCAGCGUCCCGUGUCUAUCCCCACAGAUCUCCAGGGCUCACGAAAAGGAUCACUUGGUUCCAUUACUCCAUCUCCUACUCCAGAAACUGAGAAACAGCCAUGGAGUGAUUUUGCUGUACUGAAUGGGGGAAAGAUUAAUAGUGACAUUUGGAAGGAUCUGCAUGCAGCCACUGUGAACCCAGACCCAAGUCUGAAAGAAUUUGAAGGAGCAACGUUACGCUAUGCCUCUUUGAAGCUCAGAAAUGGUCCACAAUCUGAUGAUGAUGAUUCUUGUAGCAUCAACAGUGAUCCAGAAGCCAAGUGCUUUGCUGUGCGAUCUCUGGGUUGGGUAGAAAUGGCAGAAGAAGACCUUGCUCCUGGAAAAAGCAGCGUUGCUGUGAACAAUUGCAUCAGACAACUCUCUUACUGUAAAAACGACAUCAGAGACACUGUUGGCAUUUGGGGAGAGGGCAAAGACAUGUACCUUAUAUUGGAAAAUGACAUGCUGAACCUGAUUGACCCCAUGGACCGGACAGUUCUCCAUUCACAGCCCAUUGUGAGCAUCAGAGUCUGGGGUGUGGGGCGUGACAAUGGCCGAGACUUUGCUUAUGUGGCAAGAGAUAAAGACACAAGAAUCCUGAAAUGUCAUGUGUUUCGAUGUGACACACCCGCCAAAGCCAUCGCCACGAGUUUACACGAAAUCUGCUCAAAGAUUAUGGCUGAACGGAAGAAUGCUAAAGCUAUGGCUUGCAGCUCCUUGCAGGAGAGGGCAAAUGUCACCCUUGAUGUUCCUCUGCAAGUAGAUUUCCCAACUCCAAAGACAGAACUGGUACAGAAGUUCCACGUCCAGUACCUGGGCAUGCUACCUGUAGCUAAACCUGUGGGAAUGGAUACUCUGAACACCGCCAUUGAAAGCCUAAUGGCUUCCUCCAGCAAAGAAGACUGGAUGCCAGUUACCAUGAAUGUUGCUGAUGCUACUGUCACGGUCAUCAAUGAAAGAAAUGAAGAGGAAGUGCUAGUGGAGUGUCGUGUGCGGUUCCUGUCCUUCAUGGGCGUUGGCAAAGACGUGCACACGUUCGCCUUCAUUAUGGACACAGGAAACCAGCAUUUUGAGUGCCACGUCUUUUGGUGUGAGCCAAAUGCAGGCAACGUGUCAGAAGCCGUUCAGGCUGCUUGUAUGUUACGGUAUCAGAAGUGCUUAGUAGCCAGACCUCCUUCGCAGAAAGUCCGCCCACCCCCGCCUCCCGCAGACUCGGUGACCAGAAGAGUUACAACCAAUGUAAAAAAAGGAGUGUUGUCCCUCAUUGACACUUUGAAACAGAAACGCCCAGUCUCUGAGAUGCCAUAGCUGCACGAGAGGGAAGAUUCUCCCGGCGUUCACCUGAAGGUAACAGUAGCUACAGUAAGGAAACCGAACUGACGAUGUCUGGCCUUCCAUUUCAAAUUGCUGAUGCUUUGUCUUCAGAGAAUAUACCCCUAUCGAAACAAUGUUAGACAAGCAUGUUCUCUCGUUCUUGCCACCGUCGUGUGAUAUGAAAAGAAGCAUGAAUAAUUUUUUUGCUGUCGGUGAGUUACAUCAUGAGCGAUGGAAGGUCUGUUUGAUUGUAAAUACGUGAACAUUACCUAAACUCACACGACAAAAGAACAUGGCCGCAUCCCUCCCAGCGAACUCGUGCUAAAGUCCUUGGAGUGAAUGAUGCCCGAGUUGGUAGUUUCACCGUCUUGAGCUGGAUUUGUCACAAACCCAUCUUAAAUCCUACAGCACUUGGCUCUGUUUUCAGCACUGGAGUAGGUACCAAGUAUUAGCUACCAUUGAAUUACUAUAGAUGAAAUACUAAGUUUUAUUUUUUACAGAAAGACACCUGUUAGUUUUUAAUCGUUUGUCAGCACUGGUCAUCAGCCACCACUUUAACCUCUCCCUGACAUGCUCCUGAAUCAUGGUGUCAUGAUUUUGUCUCCUGGUUAUACAUUACGAAUCUCCGAGAAGAACCCCAAACCAAUGCUGAAAAAUCCACAAGUGUUUUCCAUAAUUGAGUUGCAGGGUGAUCCACUGAAGCUUUUCAGUUUUGAACAUACAAAUGCAGCUGUUGGCUGUUAAAUUUAUUCUCCUUAAUCUGUCAUUAAUUCAUAAAAGAUACCAUUUGUUUCACACAGGGCUGAACCCAAUCAGGAGUAAGAAAGAACUAGUCAGCGAUGUCAUUGUCUUACAACUCUUGUAGAGACUAAAAUAUUCCAUAUCUUUUCCAUAUGAGCGUUGGAUAAAACGUUCAGUCCAGCGUCUGGUUGCACAGUUUCCCCUUCCCCUCAGCGUUUGUUGCUGAAUGCAUAACGUGCCACAAAAAGAACAGUCACCUUUCUUGUUAUUUACAGAAGUCCGUGACAUUUCUUUUACUUUUAAAGCUCUUGUGACAAAGUAAGAAGAGAGUUGUUGUUGAACAGGUCAGUGCUUCAGGUGACACGACGUGAUUUCAGUGCUUUUGCUCCCAAGGCUUCAUCCGUGUGCUCUGAUUUACGCGCCACUGCAGACCCUGUCCGGAUCAGCCCCGUACAGGUGUGCGAGCCCAUUUGCAAAUGCAGUCACGCACCUUGAGUCUCUCCGUUUGCCAUCUGCUGUCGAGACCUGCGGAUUGGUACCAGUUUUGGAAAUGGAACAUUAAAGAUGUUUUUAACUAGCAUUUUAAAUGUUUUGCCUCCAUUUAUAGGUAUGUUCCAAGCUGUCACUGUCUCCCAAGUCUGCAAAUCUGGUCAUACUGUAAUUUUAAGAAGCAAGGUUGCUAUCACAGACCUCGGGUUUUUAUUUUCACUAUGCAAGAGACUGUUACAAACAAUUUUCUUUUUGUUUCCUCGUUUUAAGAAACUAAUGGCAACACCUGGGCAAAGCAACUUAGGAACUCAAGGGGAAAGAAAACGAUGACUCAAGAAAUUUCUGUGUUGAAAAAUGCAGAAGAAUCACAAAACUAACCUCAGCAUGAUGCAGGAGCAAGCGCCAGGUGAAGGCAAGCUGUGCAGCCUUUGUAAUUAGCUGUAUCUCUCUAGGCUGCCCUCUGCAGAACCCCUUUCACAUGUGUCUGUGCCACGAUUGUGCAGCCCAGGUGCUGCAGCAGUUGUGCUGGCAAUCUAGACUUUUACUUUCUUUUGUUUUAAAUUACAGAAGAUACUUUGACGGUGUCUUUUUAAAAAAAGUUGCAUCUGGAAACACCAGGAUUUGGGAUUUGCAACCAUUCUGCAGCAGUGAAUUUUAAACAGUACAAUUAGGUUUUGUAUGUGCAUCUGCACAGUGCUGAUUCUCCCCAGGAGAGAUCCAAAUGCUCUUUGAUUAAACCAACACAUAGCAAACGGCAGCGUAAAGGCUCCUCUCCACCAGUGUUGCCCAGGCCGUUGAAGGCCUACUUACCUUUCACCAGCAAAGUGCCCAGUCGCAGGAAGGGUGAGGAGAAGCUGGAAAGACCUUUGAAAAGCCUUAGAGGUCACUUGCCAAUAUUAUGUUGUAAGAGUUUUGCGUCCAUGGACAAACCGUCGUUGAUUUUUGCAAGUAUUUUCGGUAGUGUCCUUAACGGUCUGACUAGAUGUGGCCUUUUUGCUUCAGUAGAGCUCCUCAUUCUCCAAAAGACUAAGUAUACAUGCAGGCGUUUGCAGGAUCAGAGCCUAACGUUGCGCAGCCUGUUGCCGUUGGUUAAACCACCGACCUGUUAAGACGCUCUUUUCAGCACGGCCACGGAAGCCCGUGCGGGGUGCGUGUCUGAGCAGCUGCUGCUGCAGUCGCUGUCCCGGCCACCCUUGGGUUACCUAUGCAGUUUUGUAGAACAGCCAGUGAUUCCGUAGGCAGGCAGCCGUGUUCGCUAUGCCUUGUAUGUCUCAUGCCAUAUUUUAAAUUAACCUGUUAAAUACAGCUUAAAAUAUUUUUUAUUUUAUUUAUUCUAUUUUUACUGAAACCUCCUGCAUUACCCUGUUGAUGUAUUGUCUCUACUGGAUGUGUAACGCUCCCCACUCUGUAUACUAGCGGUUGCCUGAGCAACGGCAGGCUGUGUGAUUAUUUGUAGUCACAUUUUUAUCUGAGUCUGUAGAAAAAUCAUGUAAAGCAAGGCUAAUUUCUUCCUUUGUUUCCAUGCAAGUACUAAGUCAGAGGUAAGUAUCACAUGUCAGUCAUGUCAUGAAUAUGCUCCCUUGCAGGCGGGAGGCAAUUUAUAUUCACAGUCAAGACUAAGAGAUAAAAGCCUUUCUUUGGAAAUCUGCAAUGCUGGCUGUAGGUUUUUAUUUAAGCCACUUACUGUUUCAUUUGCAGGGCAGCAGGGGCGGGUGGGAGAGAAAAGGCUCCAGCCAGCCACCUCUGGGCUGGUCAAACAGGAGUAACGAAAAUGGCGUGGAAGGGCGCAGAAUCCAUUCACGGUGAAAUAAGCCCAUGGUGUACUUGGUGCACAGCCCCCGGCACCCAUCCAAACAGCAGGCCCACGGUGACAGCAACAAAAGCUACGGGCUGUCUAACAGCUUCCGCCAGUCCCGCGUCACUCACAGUUCCACAUCCCUUUCAUUUGAUAAUUUUGACUGGGGACCUAAAAUUGUUAAUCACCCACAGGAAAAAAACUAAGAGGAGAACAUUGUAAUUAGAGUAAGUAGUGAGGGCUCAGCCUGCCAGCACUGGCAGCACUGGCAGCAGCGCCGCCCGGGCGCAGGGCUUCCCCAGCAGAGUUGGUAUUGCACCAGUGGCAGGAGAGAAGGAAAUGCACCCGCUGUGCAUUGGCACAGCUCAGUCUCACCUAAAGCACCCGGCUGACACUGGAAAGGACAGUUUUCCCUGCUGUUGACCAUUUCUCCACAUUUAAUUGUAAUCUGUUCUGAGAAUAAA